Onychostruthus taczanowskii (white-rumped snowfinch) is the source of this 3246-nucleotide messenger RNA. It is a transcript of the gene H6PD, whose product is annotated as hexose-6-phosphate dehydrogenase/glucose 1-dehydrogenase. Gene Ontology annotation, molecular function: NADP binding; 6-phosphogluconolactonase activity; glucose-6-phosphate dehydrogenase activity. Gene Ontology annotation, biological process: pentose-phosphate shunt, oxidative branch; pentose-phosphate shunt; glucose metabolic process. The record is from RefSeq and is a predicted model, not a curated record. Lineage: Eukaryota; Metazoa; Chordata; Aves; Passeriformes; Passeridae. The coding region runs from base 372 to 2744 and encodes 790 amino acids. Gene Ontology annotation, cellular component: endoplasmic reticulum. The transcript is spliced from 6 exons.
CCUGUCACCCGUGGCUCAGCCCCCCCGUUCCGUGCUCUGCCCACGCACUGGGCCAGGUUCCUCACGGUCCCCUGUCCUGCUUUUCCAGGGUUUUGGAAGCGGUGCUGUCACGAUGCUGGGGCCAGAGCACACGGAGUGAGGCUGAGUCAGAGCCAGAAGGGCCAAACACGAAUUCGUGCACCUCCCAACUUGCUUUGAAUGAAGGGAACAGCCUGCCUUAUCUGUCCUGCACACCUGAGCACUGAUCAGAGACACCCAGUCACAGGAGGAGCAGGAUCUGUGCUGGGACAGGCUGGGCAGGAGAAACAUCUCCAGCUGCUUUUGUGGUCUCUAAAGCUACAGUGUUCCUGGCUGCCCCUCUUCUCCCCAGGAUGCUGGGGAGGGUGCUGUGCACGGUGUUGUUCGUGGGAGCCCUGCCAUCCGCAGCUGCAGCAUCCCAGGGCCACAUCUCCGUGGUCCUGCUGGGAGCCACGGGCGACCUGGCCAAGAAGUAUUUGUGGCAGGGUCUAUUCCAGCUCUACAUGGACCAAGUGAGCAGUGGCCACAGCUUCACAUUCCACGGGGCUGCCCUGGCAGCUCCGGAGCCGGGGCAGAGGCUGAUGUUCGACGUGCUGAAGAAGCUGUCCUGCCCCCCGGACCAGGCUCCCGACCGGUGUGCCGUGCUCAAGGACCAGUUCCUGAAGCUGAGCCAGUACCACCAGCUGAAGACCGCCGAGAACUACGCAGCCCUGAGCAGAGAGAUCGAGAGCCUGCUUCGCCAGGAGGGGCUGCAGGAGGCUGGCAGGAUCUUCUACUUCUCCGUGCCCCCGUUUGCCUACACGGAGAUCGCGGGGCACAUCAACGGCAGCUGCCGGCCGCGCGCCGGGGCCUGGCUGCGCGUGGUGCUGGAGAAGCCCUUCGGCCACGACCUGCGGUCGGCCCAGCAGCUGGCUGCACAGCUGGCAGGCUUCUUCAGGGAGGAGGAGAUGUACCGUGUGGACCAUUACCUGGGCAAGCAGGCUGUGGCCCACAUCCUGCCCUUUCGGGAUCAGAACCGACGGUUUCUGGACCCAAUUUGGAACCGACAUCAUGUGGAAAGAGUGGAGGUUGUCUUGAAGGAGACUGUGGAUGCUAAAGGCCGCACCAGCUUCUACGAGCAGUACGGGGUGAUCCGGGACGUGCUGCAGAACCACCUCACCGAGGCCCUGAUGUUCCUCGUCAUGGAGCUCCCUGCCAACGUCAGCAGCGCCCAGGAGGUGGUGCAGCACAAGCUGCAGGCCUUCCAGUCCCUGUGGGGGCUGCAGAGGGGCAGCGCCGUGCUGGGGCAGUACCAGGCCUACGACAGCCAGGUGCAGGAGGAGCUGCCCGAGGCGCGGGGCUACGUCAGCACCACACCAACCUUUGCAGGAGUGCUGAUCCACAGCCACAGCCCGCGCUGGGAAGGGGUCCCGUUCCUCCUCACCUCCGGGAAGGCUCUGGAUGAGCGGGUGGGCUACGCCCGCGUCCUCUUCAGGAGCAGGGCCUACUGCCCUCAGAGCGGCACUCUGAGGGAUGCAGGGCUCAGCCAGUGUAAACCCAAGCAGAUCAUCUUCUACUUCGGGCACGGCGCUCUCAACACCCCUGCUGUGCUGGUGAGCAGGAACCUCUUCCAGCCUGCCAUGCCCAAAGACAGCUGGAAAGAAGCGGGGGCUCGGUCAGACCUGCACGUCUUCGGACAGCCACUGUCUGAUUUCUACGUGUACAGCCCUGUGAAGGAGAGGGAUGCCUAUUCCGUCCUCAUCUCCCACAUCUACCACGGCAGGAAGGAUUUCUUCAUCACCACGGAGAGCCUGCUGGCCUCCUGGGCCUUCUGGACCCCUCUGCUGGACAGCACCUCCCGCCAGCCCCCGCGCCUCUACCCCGGGGGCGUGGAGAACCAGCAGCUGCUGGACUUCGAGAUGGUGCCCGGGGGAGUGGCGUUCACCCUGCCAGAGCCAGCAGAGCUGCUGAACCCCAGCGGGCAGCUGCCAAGUGACUUCAGGGCCAUCCAGUCCAAAUUCCGGCAGAGCCCGCUGGUCUCGGCCUGGGCCGAGGAGCUGAUCGCCCAGCUGGCCUCCGACAUGGAGGAGGCGGCCGUGAGGAGCGUGGCCCGCUCGGGGCAGUUCCACCUGGCCCUGUCGGGCGGCUCCAGCCCCGUGGGGCUGUUCCAGAGGCUGGCCAGGCACCACUACAGCUUCCCCUGGCAGCACAGCCACGUGUGGCUGGUGGACGAGCGCUGCGUGCCCCUGACCGACGGCGAGUCCAACUUCCUGGGCCUGCACCGGCACCUCCUGCAGCACGUCAGGGUGCCCUACUUCAACAUCCACCCCAUGCCCGUGCACCUCAACCGGCGCCUCUGCGUGGAGGAGGACGGCGGCGCCGAGCUCUACGCCAAGGACAUCGUGGCCCUGGUGGCCAACGCCAGCUUCGACCUGGUGCUGCUGGGCGUGGGCGCGGACGGGCACACGGCCUCGCUCUUCCCCCGCUCCGAAAGCGGCCUGGAAGGGGCUCCCACCGUGGUGCUGACCGAGAGCCCCGUCAAGCCUCACCAGAGGAUGAGCCUCAGCCUGCCCCUCAUCAACAGGGCCCGGCGGGUGUUCGUGCUGGUCCUGGGCAAGGGCAAGCACGACAUCACCACGCUGCUCAGCAGGGUGGGCCGCGAGCCCCGCAAGUGGCCGAUCUCGGGCGUCAGCCCCAGCUCUGGCCAGCUGGUCUGGUACGUGGAUUACGAAGCUCUGCUGGGGUGAUGCCUGGCGGCGUCCCUCCCGCCUCGUCCGCGUGGCCUGGCUUGUCCUGCACCGUGUCCUCGUUGCCAGCAGCAGCCUCACCCCUGACCCUCCCUUCGGGGACAUGCACGGCCUGCGGCAGCGCUGGGCUGGAGCCUGGGGGAGCCGGGCUCAGGGGGCAGAGCUCAGGAGGAGCCAGAGCCCAGUGCAGCCUCUCUGGCUCUGCUCCGGGCCCUCACUGGGACUUUGGACAAAUUGCUUCACCUUGAAGUGCCUCAGUUCUCCUGUCAGGCCUUACUGGCAUGUCACUACCUCACAGGCGCUUCGGGGGGCUUGUUAAAUCAACUGCCUGCCAAAUUCUUUCUAAUUUUAUGUAAUUCUCAGGCUAAAAGACAACAGUACCACAUUCGUCCCUGCCCUGCUCAGCCUGGCUGGGCCAGAGUUGUUGUGUCAGGGCAGUGAUGGUGGUGUGCACGUGGAUGUGUAACCCUGGGUGUUUUGGGGCUCUGAAAAUAAGGGGGGC